ACUAUGAUAAACAGAGUAACUUACCGACUAAUAUUACUCAUCGCACUGAGCGGAGCUCCGCUAGUACAAGCCGAAGAGAAUGCAACGGCCGUUGAUGUGGACUUUCUGCCACUCAAAAGGGCCGUGCGUUGUACUGCCGCCAAGUGUCAGCUGCCGAAUUGUCGCUGCUCGGGCUUACGUCUGCCGAGCGCCGAGUUUCAGGGACGUGAGCAGGAAAUACCACAGCUCAUCACAGUGACCUUCGACGAUGCGGUGAAUGUGAUAAACUACGAACAGUACCAGAAACUCUUCGACGGUCUCAUCAAUCCGGACAACUGCAGUGCACGCGGCACAUUCUUUGUCUCACACGAGUACACCGACUACACACUGGUGAAUGCGCUCUAUCAGCAGGGUCAUGAGAUUGCUUUGCAUUCGGUUACACACGGCACGGGCACGGACUAUUGGCGUGAGGCGGACGUUGAACUUUUAAUGGCUGAAUUUGGUGAGCAAAUAGAAAUGCUGAUGAAAUUCGCCAAAGUGAGCCGCAAGCAUAUACGUGGUUUGCGUUUGCCUUUCCUGCAGAGCGCCGGUAAUAAUUCUUAUGAAGCGGCAAAACGUUUGGGUUUGCUCUACGAUAGCUCAUGGCCAACACAACGUUAUCGCAGUCCCGCUAUGUGGCCUUAUACCUUGGACUAUCGUUCGACACAGGAUUGUCAGAUUGGGCCCUGUCCGAAUGCCGCCAUACCUGGUUUUUGGAUUAAUCCAAUGGUUACUUGGCUCGAUACCGCCGGUUAUAGUUGUGCCAUGAUCGAUGGUUGCAUAUAUCCACCGCAAGAUAACGUCGACGCUUUGUUCGAAUGGAUGUUGGAGAACUUCAACAGACACUAUGAGGGUAAUCGUGCACCAUUCGGCAUGUAUCUGCAUGCGGCUUGGUUCCAGCGUGGACGGCAUCAUUUUGACGCUCUUAAGAAAUUUCUCCACUACGUGAAUACACUACCCGAUGUAUACUUAACAACCGCCUCGCGUGUCAUACACUACAUGAAACAUCCGAGUUUGGGUAAACCCUUCAAUGGCUGCCCGAAGAAACCACAAACAACAUGUAUAAAACGCAGUUGUGGACUCCGAAAGGUGGAAACCGGUGAGAUACGCUAUAUGAAUGUGUGUGACAGUUGCCCCUCCGUUUAUCCCUGGUUGGGCAAUCCAUUUGGCCAGACCGAGUACUAAGUUGGAAAAAGGAAUACAGAGAAAAGUACAAGUUUUUCAAAUGUGAAGUACUUGAGAAGACCGGAAGAAGACAUGCGAAGUGGCGCAGUUAUGUUGAUGAGUAUAAAGUUGUUGGUAGAAUGUGCAGUGAAGAAAAUCUCUUUUUUUUAAAGAACCAAAAGUUCGAUACUCAAUAAAACUGAUUUAAAACGCA
This is a messenger RNA of Ceratitis capitata (Mediterranean fruit fly), 1396 nucleotides long. RefSeq lists its product as uncharacterized. The record is from RefSeq and is a predicted model, not a curated record. The coding region runs from base 4 to 1203 and encodes 399 amino acids. The transcript is spliced from 3 exons. Lineage: Eukaryota; Metazoa; Arthropoda; Insecta; Diptera; Tephritidae. Gene Ontology annotation, biological process: carbohydrate metabolic process. Gene Ontology annotation, molecular function: hydrolase activity, acting on carbon-nitrogen (but not peptide) bonds.